AUGAGUCCAGAGGAACCUGUUAUUAAGUCCUUUUUGGACACAGAUCUCUAUAAGCUUACGAUGCAAUCUGCGAUUCACAACUGUUUUCCAGAUGCAGAGGUGUCGUUUGACUACCACAAUCGAACCCCAGAGAAAAAACUCACAGUUGAGGCUAUAGAUUGGUUGAAGAAGCAAAUAAAACUUUUGGGUGACUUGAGAUUUGCCGAGGACGAGAUUGAGUUUCUCAAACAGGAAGUGCCAUUUCUUCCCCAGCAGUACUUCAAGUGGUUGGAGACAUUCAAAUUGCACCCGGACAAGGAGGUUAUAAUUGAUGAUGACCCGGACCACUUCGAUCUCCGGGUCAAAGGUGCGUGGGAUCAGGUGACACUCUACGAAAUCCCGUUGUUGGCACUAGUAUCGGAGGCAUACUUCAGGUUUAUCGUCAACAAGUGGACAAAUGAGGGUCAGUUUGAAAAGGCCAAGGGCAAGUCGAUCAGGCUUUGCAACAACAGCUGUGCAUUUAGCGAGUUCGGAACAAGGAGGAGAAGGUCGUUUGAAACGCAAAAAAUCAUGAUGGAGGGACUUAUGGCCGGAGCAAAGGAAUCGAACAAGCCAGGCAUGUUUUUGGGAACGUCCAAUGUUUACUUUGCGAAAAUCUACAAGUUGAAGCCAAUGGGCACGAUUGCCCACGAGUGGAUGAUGGGAAUUGCAGCCAUCACCCAGGAUUAUAACAAUGCCAACAAGAGGGCAAUGGACUGCUGGCUUGAGACAGUUGGAAAUACACAUGCGGGUUUGGCCCUCACGGACACUUUUGGCACGGAUGUCUUUCUCAGAUCAUUCUAUCCGCCUUACUCUGAUUACUAUGCGGGAGUUCGUCAGGAUUCCGGCGACCCGCUCAAGUUUAUAGAGAAAAUCGGGCAUCACUACAUUGAUAUUUUGAAGCUUCCGAAAUUCUCGAAGUCGAUCUGCUUCAGCGACUCGUUGAACGUCGAUCGGUGCAUACAGUACAAGGCGCGGGCGGACGAAGUUGGAAUGAACUGCUCGUUUGGUAUUGGAACAAACCUAACGAACGAUUUUGCCGAUUCGACGCCGAUGAAUAUUGUGAUGAAAAUUGAUAGUGCGAAUGGCCAUCCGGCAGUGAAGAUUAGUGAUAAUCUUGGCAAGAAUACGGGAGAUCCGGCGGAGGUGAGACGGGUGAAGAAGGUUUUGGGAUAUGAGGAAAAGUAUUGGGCUGGAGGAGAUGAGGAGCACAGAUGGGGUUGA
Brettanomyces bruxellensis is the source of this 1242-nucleotide messenger RNA. RefSeq lists its product as uncharacterized. Bases 1 to 1242 code for a protein of 413 amino acids. Gene Ontology annotation, molecular function: nicotinate phosphoribosyltransferase activity. The transcript has a single exon. Gene Ontology annotation, biological process: NAD+ biosynthetic process. NCBI's taxonomy places the organism in Eukaryota, Fungi, Ascomycota, Pichiomycetes, Pichiales, Pichiaceae. The record is from RefSeq and is a predicted model, not a curated record.